This is a messenger RNA of Rhizoctonia solani, 3867 nucleotides long. Its product is annotated as proteoglycan 4. Bases 1 to 3867 code for a protein of 1288 amino acids. The record is from RefSeq and is a predicted model, not a curated record. The transcript has 6 exons. NCBI's taxonomy places the organism in Eukaryota, Fungi, Basidiomycota, Agaricomycetes, Cantharellales, Ceratobasidiaceae.
AUGCCGCGAGAAGUAUUUCUUGAACCGAGUGGCUCACCAUUCGUUCAAAAUACGCAUUACCACGAUGGUGACGUUUCGAUGACUGGAGAUUCGACUCUGACGGAUCUAUCGUUUCAAGACAAUAAUGACAACUUGCUGAAUGGAUCUGGCUUCGCGGGACUUGGUGAUGUUACUACCGGAGGAAUAGGAGAAGAUACGAGUAUGAUGAAUAUACAGGGAGAUAUAAAUGAGUCAGAAGAUAUGCUUAUGGGUGUCAAGGGCGAUGAGUUCUUAGAAGACGACAGUAUGGCCUUUGAGCUUUCCAAAUCGACGACUAACACUCAUACUCGAUCCGAACUCGAGCAAUCUAUGGCUGCGGUGCCUAUUCCUCCUCCUGCCCCUGCCCCUGCCCCUGCACCCGUAGAGGAGGAGAAACCUAAAGCCAGGAGAUCAACCCGCUCACGGUCGAGUUCUCCUUCAAAAAAGAAGUCAUCUGCCGCCACUGUUCCCGUUGCGGAGGAGACUACUACAUUCCCAGUCGCGCCAAUGGAAGCCACCACAGAAGAGCCUGAGCCUGAACCCGAACCCGAGCCUAAACUCCGUCGUAGCCCCCGAAAGGCCAAGAGCACGAGCACUCGUUUAGGGUCAUCUGUCUCGACUGGUAUCUCUCCAUUCGCGUCAGCAUCGUCUUCACCAGUACCCGAGAAUCCUCCGCCUACUGAAACCACACAACCAACGAUCCAAGUCAAAUCAAGGGCAAAAAAUGCCAGAGUCGAGGAGCCGCUGAAUGAGGAGCCAAACGUAGAAGAGUCGAUGCCCGUGGCAGAACCCGCCGCUACAACCCCGCCUGUCGAGCGUGAGGUCAAGCCUAUUGUUCGCAAAGCCACGCCUGUUACCCAGGAAAGCAUACCAAUCGCUGUUCGCGAGACAACACCCGUGCUCUUACAGCACCGGGCGACUCCUCCAGCUCCCUCCCCACCGGCUCAGAAUAGUUCUCCAGCUCCCUCCCAGGCAUUCCCCUCAAUUGCCCGAACGUCUCCAGCCCCCACUCAUCCAACUCCUCCAGCGGUUUCUCCAGAUGUGCCCCCAACAGGAAGCUGGCUUGCCCCUGCAAACCGACAAAGCUUGGCCCCUACUCCUACAAGCCGACAAAGUCUGGCUCCUACUCCCUCAACCAACUCUGUCCCAACAGGCCGACAGAGCCUUGCCCCUACUCCCGGUCCGGCGCCAUUCAAAUUUAAUCUCCCACCCUCUUUUGGGAGACGGGCACAGAGUUUAGCUCCUACACCACCCUUUCCUACUACUCCUGGGCUCCCCAGCACACCUUCUUUUGCUACUAUUUCUACUCCUACGAUAUCCAACCCAGUUUCAGCGUUGCCUAGUCCUGCCCUCGGAUUGGCUACUCCCGGUCCAGCAGCUGCUCCUAGGCCGGCAACUCCUGAAGACAAAGAAGAAGACUUAAAAUACGAACAACUCUCAAAAGAAGAGGAGGAAGAGGCGGUUGCCGUUGCGAUGCGUAUCACUCGACGCGAUUCAUCCAUCUUUGCGACUCUAUUAUCACCUGCUCGUCCCAGCUUGGUUCCCGAACCCACACUAUUCGCUGAGCACCCAGCACAAGAACAGCAGGAAACACAUGCUUUUACACCCUCCGACACAAUCGAAGAGGUACCACCAACCGAGCCCGCACCGGUCCCAAUGCGCACGCGUGUCGGCAGGUCUUCGACGCGUGUCAAGGGCGGAGCUGGGGUCGCAGUCGCUGUUAUGCGACGCGUUGAUGAGGAUAUGGACAUGGAGCGCGUUGAACUUCGGGUAGGGCCUCAAGGACAGGAGCAGGAACACGCUCUAAGAGAGCAGCAUCAAGAUGAACCAGGGUGGGAGCAAAUGCAGGAAGUCCUGGAAGAGGAUAAGCACGUUCUAGGGGAACAGCAAGAUCCCACUGCGUCUGUGAAUUUUGGUUCUCGUUCACCUUCCCCUACUCCACCGCCUCCACCCCCCGGGGAACCAGCCCCGAGUGUAAUUGCCCCUCCAAAGAAUCAGCCCAAACCUCGAACGCGGACAACACGCUCAUCGAUGCCCACUGUUCAACCGGCGCGUGUGACCAGGAGUACGCGUAGAUCUGAGGUCCAGCCACCUACGACAAGGGGUCUAGGAAAUACAAUUAAAGCAAAAGAGACGCUGAUCGAGAAACUUGUUGACGAGAUGGAGAUCGAGGAAGACACUCAAAACGAGGAUACGAAAGCUGCCACAGACGUUUCAACUCCGACAAAGGCUGUAGAUCUUCCCACUGGUACGAUUGUCGAAUCCACAGCCCCUCUGAAUCCUAUCUCAACUACUCCUCACGAUGUCAUUUCGACCACCCCCAUCGAUUCCCCUGCGGUCUCGGCCCCUGAAGGACAGGCCCCCGCAUCUAAGCCUGCCGUAUCCAAGAAAGCACCAGUCACCAAGGGCACUCAGAGAGUUUUAACCAGGACGGUAUCUGCCGCUGCAGUUUCUCAACAAAAUGCAUCCGGUUCUGGAUCUUCUCAGCCUCAACCCCGACGGACGGUGUCUAGUGGUUCGACAAAGCCGUCAUCCACGGGUUCAGUAAAACCGCCUUCUGCCGAGGGUUCUCAACAACAAACUGGUCGAUCAGCACAGAAACCAAUCUCAACCAAGUCCACUGCUUCUCAAAAGCCCGGUUCACCUGGAAAUCAGCCUCCCCCGGUAAUUCACAAGGAAGACGUGGUUGACAAGGAACCGUCGCCUGUACCAGAGCCGGUCCCAACUACGAAAGAACCCGAACCCGAACCUGAGCCCCAAGUGCGCGCCGUUCGGGCAUUGCCAAAACGUACAUCCCAACCCUCCAAGGUACCCACUAUCAUGGAAGACAGUAUGGAGAUUUCGAGGGACGACAUUAGCGUGGAUAUCGAUGCGGAGCAACCUACCGCAACACAAUCUACUGCACCUGCGUUUACCGCUGCAUCGAUUUGGCCGCGCGACCCAGCUCCGAAUCCGUUCGCAUCUGUCAAGGUAAAUGUCGCGUCCCAUGAGGAUAGCUCCAAAGCAAACAAACGACGAGCUCCUUCUCCCGACCCCGAGCCGGAGUCAACUCCUCAAGACGCCAGCAUCAGCGACUCUCCAAACAAGCGUGUCCGUUUCACUGCUAUUCUCGAGGCUGGGCCUACUCCAGGCAUUGGUCGUGUCCUGCAUAUGCCCAAGCCGAGCCUCAAAAAAAUUAAGAAAAUCAAGCUCGAACGCAAGACAGGCGCUACUACGAAUGCUGCCCGUCCAAAACGCGUGCUGACGCGCAAUUGGGUAGUCGGUAGUGAUAUGCCUUCAUACGCAGCACCAUUGAAGCGGGACGUACGCGAAAGAGAGCCUGCCACAGCUGAGCGUCCGCCGUUAACCGAGUCACAGACCAAUGCCCGUCUAGCAGCCAGUAGAUCGAAUCCUACGGUUCCAAUUCCGUUUACUUUCCGCUCGGAACUGAGGAUGAAACCUCGUCCUGUUGAGGAUCAUGCUGUUCCAGCCGCUAUCCCAACUGCAGUCCCUAUGCCUGAUUUCGCAUCGGCUCAUGCAGCAGCUGAAGCCGCCAACUUGGCACGCCGGCAGCGCGCACACGAAGCGUUCCUCGCCGCCCAAGAAGAACUUGAAUCCCAGCGUAGCUCUAAAUUUGCUAUUGGAGGGGAGACGGCACGUCGGGCUGCCGAGCGAGCUGUAUUUGACGCAGCAAUGAGAGUUAAGGAAGCCGAAGCCGAGCGAGUUCGUAACGAGCAGAAGAGGAUGCAGAUUGAGAAAGAAGCAGCAGAGAUUAGGGAGAUGAGGAGGAGGAUGGUACCCAAAGCGAAUCCUAUUCCACAGUUUUAUAAGCAUGCCCCGAGGACUGAGGCACAAGACUUAGAGGUGUAG